Sphaeroforma arctica JP610 is the source of this 3221-nucleotide messenger RNA. RefSeq lists its product as hypothetical. Gene Ontology annotation, cellular component: cytoplasm. The record is from RefSeq and is a predicted model, not a curated record. Lineage: Eukaryota; Ichthyosporea; Ichthyophonida. The transcript has 9 exons. Bases 1 to 2655 code for a protein of 884 amino acids. Gene Ontology annotation, molecular function: RNA binding.
AUGGCCAACGCACCAUCUGUUCCUAUCCCAGGGAAAUUGUUUGUCGGUAAACUGCAUCCAGAAGCUGAUAAUGACGAUCUCAAGGCGGCCUUCGCUCAGUUCGGAACAGUCGACAGCGCCGCCGUGGCACGGGAUAAGGUCACCAAAGGCUCCAGGAAAUUCGGAUUUGUCACAUAUCGAGACUAUCACUCAAUAGACAAGGCAUUGGCCGCGAACAAGGUGUUCGUCAAGGGCAGCGCGGUCGACUUCAGACGCAACACGCCGCGUGACCCGAAUACCAAUCAGCUCUUACCGCAAGUGGACAAGAUCUUUGUAGGACGAGUCUCAGAGAGUGCGACAGAGUCGAAUUUCAAAGAGUAUUUCAGCAAGUACGGAACGGUUCUGCGGGUGAGCAUAUUUUCCGAUCGAGGAUUCGCCUUUGUGACCUUCGAUGCCGUGGACUGCGUCAACUACCUGAUGGCCAACCACGAGCCCUUCCACAUCAUCAACGGCCGCAAGUGCGAGGUAAAGCGUGCAGAGGAUCGUGGAGCGGUCAAGUCGCAACAACCGCCUGAAGCGAAUGGCUAUCCAGGACACCCCCAACACCCAGCAUUUAGACCUCCGGCUCCCAUGGGUGGCCCAGGCUCACGUCCCCCAUUGGCAGCACUCGGACAGAGACCUCCGCUGUUUGGUGGCAUGCUCCCACCUCGCGGACGCGCACCUCUUCCCGCUCCUAUGAAUGGCCGCCCACCCAUACGACCACCUGUUGGCGGCCUUCCCCCCAGGGGACUGAUUGGCGCACGCCCGCCCCUGAGGGGAGAGCGCGGUCCCCCGCCCAUUCUAGGCGACGAACGAGGACCGCCCGCGCAUCGAAAUAUGCGAGACAGGGCUAUGGACGGCGCACCUCCCAUUCGCCCCCCUGGAGGCCCAUUGAGAGGCGCCCCAGGACCUCCCAAUGCCCCCCUGCGGAAUAUACUGUACGGGCGUCCAGGUGACCGCGAUGACAGACGACCGCCACUCGCCCACAGAGACGGCCGCGACAUGGACCACAGAGACAGAGACGGGCCCAACAGGAGAGACUCGGAUAGGCGAGGCGCAAGUGCAGGACCUCCCAACGCACCACCCCGCGCACCAGCCCCAGGCAACAGGGGCGAACCACUUCUCAAUGCCGUGCGCAGAGACCCCCCCAAAGGCCCUAUUGGCCGCAACGGUCUAAGUGGCCCCAACGGAGCACGGCCUGGGAAUGCUUUUGGGGGAGGCGACGAGGGUAGACGCGACUCUCAGUACGACGGCCGCGACGCGCGCGACAGUCGCAACCCCAACGACCGUGAUUUCCGCAGAGACUCAACCCACCCCUCCCGCGAACAAUACACUAAACCCGCUCAGGAACCCUACACCAAAACUGGACCACUCGCUGCUAAUGCACGAGUACCGCCGGCUGCAGGUGCACCUGCACGCCCGUCCGUUGGUGGGAGCAGGGCUGUACCUGCCCCUAGUGCCAGAGGACCGCCCUUGUCUGUCCGCAGAAAUGAGCCGUAUGGACGACCUCCUGCGGCAGCACCUGCACACAGAGGACCUCCUGAGAACCAGUACAAGGCAUAUGAACAGGACACAACGCGUCGCAACGACUACGACCAGAAUAAGGCCCCGGCACAGGGACCGGCUCUCAAUAUGCCCGUAGGGCAAACUUCAGCGGAAGCCGCCGCACAGUACGACAACUAUGGUCAGCAGCCACAGGACUACGGUCAACAGGUCUACGGUAACAAUGCGCACAAUACAAAUGCUGCAGCUGCUGGAGGUUACCAGGAUAACCAGGCGAACAACAAUGGUUUUGAGGCGUACGACAACAGUGCUUACACACAACCGGAAGACACCACCGUAGACCAUAGUGGGUACUACAACGGAACUGACGGCCAGUACAAUCACGACAGCAAUGCCUACGCCCAGCAGGCAUCCGCUCAAUCUAACGCCCCCCAAACUGCAAAUGCCUACGGACAGCAACCAGCACACCACGUGGCACCAGCGACUGAAGCUACUAAACCACCCGUAGGAAAUGUGAAACCGCAGGAGUACACGCAGGACUACAACACCUACGGCUACCAGCAGCCUCCAGUGCCACAGAACACUGCACAGUCCAACGCACAGCAUCAGUGGCCACAACAACCCGAUGCGACACAACAGGCUACCGCCAAUGCACCACAGGACCAGGCGUACGACCAGUCUUACGGUCAACAGCCAUCUGCCCAGCCCAACACCCAGGCACCCCAACAACAACAGGGAUAUGCCCAACAGUACGCGUAUGGGGCCGAGACUGCGCCUGCGUACUCUGAUCCUACUACACAAGGCUAUGGGCAAACGCAAGCACCCGCAACCGCACACACCGCGGCUUACACACAGCAACAACCUGCGACAAAUGCCUAUGGACAGCAAGGGUAUGCACAACAAGGAUACGGGCAACAGCAGCAGCCUCAACAAGGGUACGCGCAUCAGGCAGCCGCCAAGCCUGAUCCAUACGCACAAGCACCUGUAGCACAGGCAGCCCCGCCCGUACAAGAUGGUGGUUACGGGGCACGGACUGCCGCACCGGCUGCUCAGGCAACCGCUAAUCAGAAUGAGUAUGGUUCAUAUCAACAACAGGGUCAAGGUUAUGGGGCGCAAUAUCAGGCUCGGUGGUAGGUCAUCGAGGCUGAUUAUAUGUAGUUAGGGAUUAAGUGAAAAGGGCAAUCUGCGAUAACAUGAAUAUACGCAGCGUGCUAGCUGACCGUUCACUCAUGUACCGUACAGUUGUUGGACAACGCGAUGCUGUCUCUGUUUCUUGCCUCGUUUUUAUCGAGCUAUAGAGUGGCUGCAGUACAGACACGCGAAGAUGCACCAAGAGAAAACAGAAUCUAUUUUGAAUACUAUAUGUGGGAUGGACACGCGAUUAAAGGCACAAGAAAUAACUAUAUUUAUGUCGAAUACUAUUUCUUGUCCCCGAAUUUCAGUUUGCAUUAAAAGAGUACAAAAGCGUCGUAGAGAUGGUCUAGAAAAGCAUGCAUCCCAACGUAUCUAUGUAUUCAACUGGAUUUUUGUGCUGCACUGACCCGAUCUCAUAAUGGCCAGACUAUGCAAUUUCACUCGGAAAGAUUAUUGAGCAACCAGCAGACUUUUGCGACGCGCGACUGAAAAUUACCACCACUAUUUACUAAAAAAACGUCCUAUUUAGGAGGGCCAUGAAAAGGAUAAGAAACUGUGGAUUCGAA